GAGAUUGCACUGGGUCGGGGCUCCGGGCGGUCAGCACGGCUAAAUAAAAAUGCGUAAAAUCUGCAGAGGAAAUGUUGCCUUGUGGGCAGUCACAUGGUGGUUGUUUGUAGGUGUUUCCCUCUAGCUGUCAGCACUUUUGGAUAGGCUGGUUUCUUGUUGCUGCUCUGUCAAUCCACAAGUGAAAGGGGAAGAGAGGUCAGUCUUGCUAGCGUUAGCCAGCUAAAACAGCAGUUAAAUAACAACUAACGCAGCCGGGAACUUGAGAAACUCAUCGCAGUUUUCUGGCUGAUUUGAGUCCAAGUGCUGGCGAAAAGGAAAAAAAGGAGGCAUGAAUUCCGCGGCCUCUCCGACUAUUGGGGAGUUAUUCCUCACCCUCGCUGAGAUGGGAUUCUCUGAGGAGCAGAUCCAGGCUGCUGUACAGGCCGGGCAUUUUUCUGUGGCAGAGGCAGCUGAGUGGCUCUUACAAGGACAAUAUCCACGCUACAAAUUGGUGAAGCAGACAUCACAGCCAGCCGAAACAGCCUUUUCUGCAUUCAACCCUCCCAAAGAGACAGAGAGCCCAAGUACCUCCAAGUCACAUACAGUUCCCUCUGACAAUCAAGCCUCCCCCUCUUUGGUCCUGAGAUCACCGCAGUCUUCCACCUCGUCCACAGACCCACUCCCAGUCGAGUCCCGGAUCAAACAAGACAAGAGUGACUUUGAAGAGCAGCAGAGACAACGUGUGGCUCAGGAGGCGAAAGCAGAGAGAAGACAAAAGAAACAGGAGCGAGAGUUGGUCUUAAAGCGGAUUGCUGAGGAUCGGAAGAGCUUGCAGGAGAAGACUCAGACUAGUGCCAUCUCUGACACCUCCCCCUCCAGUGAGCAAGGCCAAAAACUUGGGGGAAAGAUUCAGACUAAUGUGGAUAACAACUGUAUCCUCAUGAUCCGCCUGCCAUCUGGCGAGUCCAUGCGUGAGCGCUUCCCAGCUGAUGCCCCCCUGCGCAGCGUGGUGGAGCACAUCUCUGGGCGUCACCCCUCCCUACCCACCUUCUCUCUCCUCCAGGGUUUCCCUCGGAAGCGCUUUGGGGAGGCAGAGCUAGCUUGUUCGCUGCGCUCUCUCGGCCUGACACCCAACGCUGCACUGUGCAUCCAGACCACUCCUCCAGAGACACCGCAGGACCCACCCAGCCCAGCAGAUCAGCUCUCCGCGGGACAGAACGACCAGCCUCCCUUAGCUGUGCCUCCUCAGUUGGUCGUACCUCCUAGGCCACAAUUCCCCGUCCACCAGGUGGCAGGACGGGAGGAUCCUGCUCUGCCCCCACCUCUGCCCCAUCAACUAUGGGAAGAGGCAGUGGGUUACGCAGGGAUCCCUGGUGUUGGUCCUCCACUGUCUGGGCCUUCUCACUUCUGGGGGCGAGGCCAGAAGUUGGUUCCCGGCAAUGCUGGGGAAGCUGCCAGCUCAGACGAUGAGCAAGAGGCAGAGGCAGAGGCAGAGGCAGAGGGAGAGCCACCUCUCAUGCUUAACGGGAUGCCGAGGCUGCCUUUCUUCCCAGAGAACAGGGGUCGUGGAGGAUUUGAGCCCAGGCACCAAUGGCCAGAGCAAGGGAAUCGACUCAGGGAGGCACCAGGUGAUGACCCGGCAGAGAUGGAGGAUGCCGGAGGUCGGGUGGUGCCUGGAGCCGCAGGGCAGGCUGCGGUGGAGCGUCUUCAAAGAGCAGCACACCAGGAAGAUUCCCCAGUCACCCAGGGCCACCCGUCACCCCCUAAGAGACCCUUCAGAGCACCCAGCGUUCCUUCUUUACGUGACAUGGCCACCCGUGCAACUGUCCACCUCAUGACAGCUCCUAGUAUGCAGUACAGCAGCAGUCUGUCAUGUCUGACCCCGGAGCUAGCAGAGCUCCUGCUCAACCACAUGUCCCGUGAGAGACUCCUACGUCCACGCACCCUGGAGCUCUUCUUUGGCUGCCCCUUGCAGAAGUUUGUUCUCAACUGCUACCCUUACUCCACCAAUGAGCUUCUGCGGCAGUUACGGGCGUUCACUGCCCUGAAGCAUCUGAGUCUGGUCAACUCGCCGCUCAUCACCGACUCUGGCUUAUCAAUUCUGUCUAGCCUGGUCAAACUGCAGUACCUCAGCCUGGCCUCCUGUAGCAAGCUGACUGACUCCUGCCUGCAGCAUAUCACAGGUUUAAAAAGCCUGUGUUUCCUGUCUCUGGACCAGACCAAAGUGACUGAUGCAGGGAUGGUGCUGUAUCUGCAGUCGGCUCCUUCCUGCCUCACUCAGCUCAGCCUGAACCAGACGGCAGUGACCGAGGCCACCCUGGCAGUACUGCCCACUUGCGCGCCACAGCUAAGACUCCUUAGCAUCAAGCACACCAAGGUCAGUGAUGUGUCAGCUUUGGCAGAGCUGGCCAGCCUGCAGACUCUCAACCUGGAUGGGACAGGUGUGACAGAGGGCUCCUUGGAGCACCUCGCUUCCCACCCCACCCUGUCUUCCCUCAGUGUGGCAGGCAUCCCUGUCGUAGACGGAAACCACGCCCUAGAAAUCAUCUCAGGUUUAAGGCUGACCCAGCUCACCCUUCCUGGACGCCACUCUGUGACAGACAGCGGGCUGUUGUUCCUCUCCAGACUGUCUCUGCUGUCAGAACUGGACCUAACAGACUACACACAAGUCACAGACCAGGGAGUCAGCCAGCUCUCCACCAUGACCAGAUUGAAGAAGCUGUCACUCAGUAAUACUCAGGUGACAGAUGCCGGGCUUCCACCUCUGUGCAGCCUGCAGGAGCUGCAGGAGCUGUGUUUGGACCGCACCGCCGUCACCAGCCGAGGAGUGGCUGGCCUCAUCACCUGUCUGCCGCACCUCCAGGUGCUGGGGUUGGCCAGCACCCAGGUUGGAGACACAGUAGUGAGGAGAGGUUUGACCCACUGCAGUCAGCUGCUUAAGCUUAACCUCAGCCGCACCCGCAUCACAGACCAUGGUCUGAAGUUUCUGAAACACAUGCAUCUGGCUCAGGUAAACCUGGAUGGCACCGGUGUGACUCUGUCCGGCAUUGCUGGCCUCAUCUCUUUCACCAACAUCAGCAGCAUCCGGGCCAGCCACACUCGCGCCAUCCCUCCUGAUGAAGUCUCAGAUGACGACUGGGAAGCCCAAUGAACAGCAGAUUUCUCCAGUCGCUCCACACAUGCCUGAACACAGCUCUAACUGCUGCUGUCCUCUUAACCCCAAAAAUGUCUGCUGACCUCUGCAUAGCUUGGAAACAGCAUGGCUGAAACACAGCUCCUGUUUGCACUGUUCAAUAGCAGCUAGUGGCACUAAUCAAAUUUCAAUCACAUCACUGCUGUAUUGAAAUCUUGAAAGGGAGCAUCGUAUUGAUAAAUGAGACCCUCUAAUGUUUACAUAUAGAUUCAUUCAGUACUCUGCAGCUCUUUGUCUCUGGUAUACUCCAGAUGACAAGCUUGCCAAGCUCUGCAGCUUGAGGUCCUUAGCAUCAAUGGAACCACCCGGGAACAUAACAGUCCUCCACCAUGCUUUCCAGGCCCUCGUUCACCCACAGUAUUUUGAAAAUGAACUGGAGAUGCAUCGCAUGUCUUUGCAGAUUGACACAACUAACAGUCUGUGUCUUGUAAAUCAAAAUUAAAAUUCAGUCCAGUUAACAGUUAUGCAUCAGUUGACUUUAGCAAGAGAGGUUUUUUGUAAGUGUGAAGGUGGGUCAUAUCAUUCAGGAUGUUUCAAUUUUACUUACGUUGCCUCUUAUUGGAGCUUUUAUUGAGUCUUAAGCUAUACUCAUUACAUGUCAUAUUUACUCUGUGACCUGACAACUAUGAUUUCUGGAGCCUCAUCUAUUUGGAAAUGACUGUUUUCAGUUUAAAGAAAAAAAAUGUUCAGUCUUUUUUUCUUUUUGACUGAAGUCUGAAAAAGUGUUGGCUUCAGCAAAUGUUAGACAAAUCUUAAAUUACCAUGUUCCUUUGUUUUUGGUUAUGCCAUGAAAAGCAGAUAUUUUGGGGUAAGCCUGGUGAUUUUCCUUGUCAUCGUCCGGUCCAUCAAUUACAAGACUGGGCAAACAGUGUAAUGCACUAGUGCGUGUAAAAUUAUAUUGGAUCUAUGCAGCCUUGGGGCUCACAAGCCAGAAUCCAAAGCACUUCUAUAAUGGUAAAAAGUUUUUGUUUACAGAGUUGUAAAAUACAGUUUAUUUUCCCAAAAUGCUGUUGAUUUUGGAAAAGGCUGUAUUCUGUGCAUUUAAAAUGGAAGAUGAAGAAAUGAUUAAAAUCUUCUGAAUCAGAA
Messenger RNA from Myripristis murdjan (pinecone soldierfish), 4258 nucleotides. RefSeq lists its product as uncharacterized. Gene Ontology annotation, biological process: negative regulation of proteasomal ubiquitin-dependent protein catabolic process; negative regulation of protein K48-linked deubiquitination; negative regulation of protein ubiquitination. NCBI's taxonomy places the organism in Eukaryota, Metazoa, Chordata, Actinopteri, Holocentriformes, Holocentridae. Bases 329 to 3130 code for a protein of 933 amino acids. Gene Ontology annotation, cellular component: cytoplasm; nucleus. The record is from RefSeq and is a predicted model, not a curated record. Gene Ontology annotation, molecular function: K48-linked polyubiquitin modification-dependent protein binding. The transcript has 17 exons.